AUGGGCAUCGGACCGUACACUACGGCAAAAUUUGCCGUAACUGGAUACUGUGAUGUUAUCAGACAGGAGAUGCGGCUGUUCGGUGUUUCGGUGCACAUAAUAGAACCAGGAUUCUUCAAAACAACUCUCAUUAGUCCUGAAAACGUAGACAAGCAGCUUAUGUCUAUGUAUGAGAGUUGUCCAGAUGACGCGAAACGUGAGUAUGGCCACCAGUUUUUCAUGGAAAUGCAAGAGAAGAUAUCGUGGAUGCUAGACUUCAUUAGCUCCGAUCGCAUCGACUACGUGAUUGAUGCUUACGUACACGCAUUGACUGCUGUUUACCCAAGGUCGCGGUAUCAGGUCGGGUUCAUCCCGUUGUCUAUGCUUCCGACUGGGAUUGCGGAUCUCAUUAUGCAAGUGGUUACUGUGCUGACCGGUAUUCCAAAUCCGCUAGCUCUACAGAAGAAGAAUGACAAGACAAAGUAA
Messenger RNA from Ostertagia ostertagi, 465 nucleotides. NCBI's taxonomy places the organism in Eukaryota, Metazoa, Nematoda, Chromadorea, Rhabditida, Trichostrongylidae. The record is from the annotation of a GenBank genome assembly.